CUCAAAUGAGGUCCAAUGGGGUGAGCGCAAACUAGACCAGUGCAUUAGGCUAUCUAUUGCCGAUAUGGAGAGGAACGAAUCACUGCUGAUAGUCGCUUUAUACUUCUGGUCAGAUACUCUUAAUGCAUUUGUUUUUAGUCAUGGCCCUGCUUCCCCUACUCUCGUCGAUGUACUCAUGCUUACUGGUUUAGACAUAUCAUCUGCCGAUGAUGGCCAUCUAUAUGACCGUAAACCUGAGCGCAAAGUAGAAACCCGUAACAUCGGCGGUUGGUCAGGAUAUAUUCAGAAAUACCGAAGAACAGGGCCAGUCGGUCAGAGAGAGCAUGCCGUUUUCCUGAACAUGUGGUUAGAUAAAUUUGUUUUUUGUGGCUGAUCAGUAGGACUAACGUCUGUCUAUCUAUUGGCAGCAGAAAGACUGGCCGAUGGUGGCCGAUUUCCCCUUGGCCGAUACUUGCUUGGUGCUGCUUAUCAUCUUCUCCAUCAAUUAACUAAAAAACUCCUGUUAGGCCAACCCAUCGGCAACCUAGGAGGUCCUUGGUGGUUCAUCAACAUGUGGCUUAGUGUCCAUAUGCACAAACGCCUUGGAUUUGACCUUUUUGCACAGCGUUUCCCAAGAGAUAUCGCCGAAGACCACGAACUGGCUAACGAAGAAUCGGCAACUCGCCCACCCUUGAAUUACGGCGAGGCAGCUAUAGUCUUACCCGGUACUAGUGGUAAUGAAGACCAGGUCAGCCGAUUCUUCCAAACUCUUUAUGAGGGUCUCGCCAAAGAUCAACGGGCAUGGAUGCCUUACGAAGACAUAGAAACCAGAUUCCCACUGAUCUUUCAUCCUUUCAAUGACGCUCUUAAUAAAGAUACCGAUUUGAUGAUGGCGAUUAUCACACCAUGGGCCAUUCCAGUGAACACCUUUGGUAGUGGGAAGAGUUCCAAUCCCACCUAUGAAUUCUACAACCCAUCGGCACUAGCUCGUCAACUAGCUUUUGGGCAGCUGCCGAUUGGACUGAGUUAUGCCGAUCUAGUGAAACCAAGGGAAACCAUAACCAGUGGGCUCGAAUGGAUCAGGAUAGCCCAGCUCCCACCAAAUGCCAAUACGUCAGACAUUGAUCUAUCGGCCUGGAUCCUAGCCCUCUUCAUUACUCAAGCAUACAAACAGUGGUGGGAGGAGUAGAAAGAGCAUAUAUUCUGCACAUCGGCUCUCACAUACCGUGGUAUGAUCGACCCCAAGUACAAAAUCCCUGAAAACACUAUAACUCUUCAACCGAUGCUUCAAUCCUUUCAUUACUUUUAUCCUUAUCGGCAACUCACUUUCUCCCUUUUGAACAAAUCGACGACACACCACCGACAGUUAGCAGGAGCGGAAAGCCGAUCGAGCUCCUUCCAUCAGGCCCGAUUUCUCUGAUCGGCAACAAUGCACCAAGCUUGGCAGCUCUAAUGCACCGGAAUGUGCACUUUAAGAAGAUAACCACCAGGCGGUCAAAGGUAUCCCCAACGCUUGCCGCUGCCACAUUGGCACAAGCCUUCAAGGUAGACCUGUUGACUCCUCCAAUCUAUACCGAUUCCAUUCUAUACUUACACAAUCCUUUCAGGAUACAAGCCUUCAAGGUAGACCUGUUAACUUUUAUCUUUUAACAAGAUUUUCAUCAACAUUCUUUCAUAUUUAGACUCAUGGAAUCUUGCUUAUUGUAACAACAGGCUGGCAAAUCGGCAAAGACCAGAAGUGCCAAAGCAAGUACUGAUGCCCCCCAGUCCAGUCAAGUUAAGAGAAAAGGCCCCAAGAGCACCAAGUCAGGAGCAAAACGUCAGAAGACAGCACCGCCUUCUCCUCCUCAUCUAGUGUCAUCGAUUCAUGUGGAAUCGUCCCCUUCUUCACCAGAAGCCCAGACUCAGCAAGCAUCAUCUCCUCUUUAAUCAGCACCUCAGCUUCAAGAAACGCUAGCUGAUGUACUUGAGCAGAUUAUCGAUCCGGUAGAUCCAAUUAUGCCAUCGGUAGUUUCUUCAGGACAGACAAGCAUUGCACCCCCUCGAGAUAAAACUGACAUUGUUCCAUCGGCAACUCCAACCAAUCAACCUGUAGUACCAACAGCAUCAAUCGGCCAGAGGCGUGAGAUAGCUCUGAAGCAAGAACAGGACUCUCUAGAUAGCUUAUUUUUCUUCGCUAUUGAAAUUUCUGAUGAUGAAGGCGAGGAAGCAAGCUCUUCUCAAGAAAUAGGGAUCUCAUCGGCAGAAGUCAGAGCUAAGCUGGAGGAUCUACUGGCCCUGUUACACCAAGACACCGCUCAGUUGGUCGAUGACUCCGACCCAGCCAAAGCCCUGUUCAAGACUCUUCGUGGUCAAAUUCCAGCCGAUGCUGAGGAGAUUCUUUUCCGAGCUGCACACUUGGAGAGCCGUCAACUCUAAUACCAAAAGGCUACCCAGCGUAUUGCCGAUAGAGCCACCCAUGCCCAACUCUCAGAGGAAAUAAUGCAAGUGAAACGCCUCACCGAUGAGAAGCAUAAAAGCAUCGGCAUCCUGCAAUCCUCAGGAGAUGAAUUAAAGCAAAAGAUCUCUACCUUAUCGGCAAAAAGAGAGGCUUUGCUGGCUGAACUCAAACAAGUUGAAGAAGCCCUGACCCAAGCUCAACAAGAAGAAAGUCAACUGCCUGAGAUGCUCAAGACCCUGCAACAAGAAUGGAACAUCCAAGCCCGCAAGGCGCUGCAGAUGAAGAAGAAGCUGAAGCCAGUAGAGGGUUCUGCCGAUGAAGAGAUCCGGGAGAUAGAAGAAGCCGAUCAAAUCCGCCUGCGCACUAUAUCGGCCAUCCAAGCCCUGCUGAAUGUAUAAGUUCUUCAUCGGCAAUUUGCCUUGUCCUGUCUUUAAAACACCUCUAACUAUUCUAGUCUAGCCGAUAGGACUGUUAUCGGUAUCUUUUGAAACUCUAUGCAUGGCCCCAGAUACAUUUUAUCCA
Molecule: messenger RNA, 2941 nt
Organism: Sorghum bicolor (sorghum)
Lineage: Eukaryota; Viridiplantae; Streptophyta; Magnoliopsida; Poales; Poaceae
Exons: 3
Coding region: 1978-2397 (139 amino acids)
Source: RefSeq, a predicted model, not a curated record